Messenger RNA from Mauremys mutica (yellowpond turtle), 1157 nucleotides. Its product is annotated as C-type lectin domain family 2 member B-like. The record is from RefSeq and is a predicted model, not a curated record. The transcript has 5 exons. NCBI's taxonomy places the organism in Eukaryota, Metazoa, Chordata, Testudines, Geoemydidae. The coding region runs from base 361 to 957 and encodes 198 amino acids.
CCCUCUGCAGUUUCUUGUGCAUGUAGGCCGUUAACAGUUUAUGAUAAGAUUUUUUUGUUUCCCCUGUAGCUAUGUGCCAUUAACCAGCUGCCCCAGGAGUGCCUGCAUUCAGUGACUGGCUGAAGAAAUCCUUGUCCAUAGUGUGCAGCAAUGUUUCUAAGAUAUUUUUUAGAUUGAAGGUGCCAAUGCAAUGUAAGACUUGCCCCUGCUAAAAGCCCUGGCUGUUGAUCAAUGAAUGACAAAACCCAAAUGUCCUGACUCUUAAAUCUUGGAUUUCAGGUCUUCAAAUGACGGCGGUUCCUCUUCUAAACACAGUGUCAGCCUGAGAGAGAGUUGAGCAGAGCCCAGUGUUCAUAGACCAUGGGUCUCACUCAGAGAAGAGAGCCUGAGAAUUCUGCUGAGGACCCUCUUAAUAAAAAUGGGGAUCAAGAGAGGGCAGGACAACCAGGUGGCCGGCCUUGGGCCAAGCCCUGGAAACGCUGCACACGUAAAUUCCUCUUUAUACUCUUGAUCAUUGCUGUCCUCGUCAUCGUGGCUUUGUCAGGGGUAGUACUGAAACUUGGUUUUGAUCCUCCGCGCUCCCCUGCUGUCCCUUGGUGCCCUGACGGCUGGGUCGGGUACCUAGGGAAAUGUUACUAUUUCUCAGAGGCUGAAGGAAACUGGACCUUCAGCCAGAAUAACUGCUCCUCCUUCGGCGCCUCCCUGGCUGGGAUCGACACCCUGCCUGAAAAGGCGUUCAUGCUGCGUUAUAAAGGACUUUCCGAGCACUGGAUCGGCCUGCGUCGGGAAGAGGGUGAGCCCUGGAGAUGGGUGAAUGGUGCAGAAUUCAACAAACUGUUUGAAAUCCGAGCUGACGGCAACUGUGCCUAUCUGAACGACAAGGCUGUUGGCUCCUCGUGGUGCCACACGCUGCGCAACUGGAUCUGCACCCAACACGACACGUACACGAAGAGCUAGGGAAAAACCGCUGCCGCGGCGCAUGGUGCUUGACAUGCGUGGGACUGGUCAGGCCAGGCUUCUCGGACUUCCAAUCUGCUUUUGCUGCUGCGCUAUCUGCAUAUAUUCAGUGAUGAGCUGUCAAAAUACUAACAACCGGUUCCCUCCUCCUCGCCCCAUGAGGGGGUCAUGCCCCCCCGGGGACUCCUGCCCCAUCCAAC